Mirounga angustirostris (Northern elephant seal) is the source of this 3007-nucleotide messenger RNA. It is a transcript of the gene INPP5A, whose product is annotated as inositol polyphosphate-5-phosphatase A. Gene Ontology annotation, biological process: phosphatidylinositol dephosphorylation. NCBI's taxonomy places the organism in Eukaryota, Metazoa, Chordata, Mammalia, Carnivora, Phocidae. The record is from RefSeq and is a predicted model, not a curated record. The transcript has 16 exons. Bases 298 to 1536 code for a protein of 412 amino acids. Gene Ontology annotation, molecular function: inositol-polyphosphate 5-phosphatase activity.
GCCUCAGCAGCGGUAGCGGCGGCGGCGGCGGCGGCAGCGGCUGCGGGAACUUGAGUGGCGGCGAUCUUAAUGGCUGCGCGCGGGCCGCGGUGAGGCGCGGGCGGAGAGCGACGGACGCGGGGCCGCGGAGCAGCGAGGGCGAGUGAGCGCGCGCGGCCGUACCCCGGCCAGGCCCGGCCCGACCCGCCGAGCCCGCGAUGCGCCCCGGGGCCGCCCCCCGGCGCAGCUGACGCCGCGGCCCGCGGAGACCCCGGCCGGCCGGCCCCGCGUGAGCGGCCGCCGCCGGCCCAGGCCACGAUGGCGGGGAAGGCGGCCGCCCCGGGCACCGCGGUGCUGCUGGUCACGGCCAACGUGGGCUCGCUGUUCGACGACCCAGAAAACCUACAGAAGAACUGGCUUCGGGAAUUUUAUCAGGUCGUGCACACGCACAAGCCGCACUUCAUGGCUCUGCACUGCCAGGAGUUUGGAGGGAAGAACUACGAGGCCUCCAUGUCCCACGUGGACAAGUUUGUCAAAGAGCUGCUGUCCAGUGACGCGAUGAAGGAGUACAACCGGGCCCGCGUCUACCUGGACGAGAACUUCAAAUCCCAGGAGCACUUCACGGCAUUAGGAAGCUUUUAUUUUCUUCAUGAGUCCUUAAAAAACAUCUACCAGUUUGACUUUAAAGCCAAGAAGUAUAAAAAGGUCACUGGCAAAGAGAUCUACUCGGACACGCUGGAGAGCACACCCAUGCUGGAGAAGGAGAAGUUUCCGCAGGACUACUUCCCCGAGUGCAAAUGGUCGAGAAAAGGCUUCGUGCGGACAAGAUGGUGCGUUGCAGACUGUGCCUUUGACUUGGUCAACAUCCAUCUUUUUCAUGAUGCUUCCAAUUUGGUCGCCUGGGAGACAAGCCCUUCGGUGUACUCGGGGAUCCGGCAUAAGGCCCUGGGCUACGUGCUCGACAGAAUCAUCGACCAGCGAUUCGAGAACGUGUCCUACUUUGUGUUUGGCGAUUUCAACUUCCGGCUGGACUCCAAGUCCGUGGUGGAGACUCUCUGCACAAAGGCCACGAUGCAGACCGUCCGCGCCGCCGACACCAAUGAAGUCGUGAAGCUGAUAUUUCGCGAGUCGGACAAUGACCGGAAGGUUAUGCUUCAGCUGGAAAAGAAACUCUUCGACUAUUUCAACCAGGAGGUUUUCCGUGACAACAACGGCACCGCGCUCUUAGAAUUUGACAAAGAGCUGUCUGUUUUUAAGGACAGACUGUAUGAACUGGACAUCUCGUUCCCUCCCAGCUACCCGUACAGCGAGGACUCCGGCCAGGGCCAACAGUACAUGAACACCCGGUGCCCUGCAUGGUGCGACCGCGUCCUCAUGUCCCCAUCCGCCAGGGAGCUGAUUCUGAAGUCGGAGAGCGAGGAGAAGGUUGUCACCUACGACCACAUUGGGCCCAACGUCUGCAUGGGAGACCACAAGCCCGUGUUCCUGGCCUUCCGCAUCGCGCCCGGGGCAGGUAAACCUCAUGCCCAUGUGCACAAGUGUUGUGUCGUGCAGUGACGUGUGGGAGGCGAUGCCAGCGACACCAGAGGGCCCUUCGCGAGACCUCCCUGUAGCGCCUGGAGCCGGUGGGAGUCCCAUCCAUUGAAACACGUCCUCCUAACAGCUGCAUCGACAAACCCGCCCGAGCGCCACCCGCUAGACGGCCGGCCCCACACUUCGCUUCAGCCUCCGGACCGUUCCGGAAAAGCCUCACAUACCUCACUGUCUUGUCUGUUCAUGUGACAUUAAGUAGAAAUAUUGGGUUUUUGUAAUAAGUCACCGUCCUGUUGCCAAAACUCUAUUAUAGACAGGAGAGGGAGUCUGUAUUUUAGACUUCAGAGUUUCCAUUUUUAAUAAUUGUCAGCGUGGGAAGAGCUUCUCCGGCGUGGAAACCCCCCAGGUGUCCCAGGUCCCCCUCUGCCAGCUGGAGGCGUGCCCGGGGGCGGGCGGCGGGCGGGGGCUCUUUGCGACUCCGGCAGUGUGGCCACUGUGAGGAGAGCAAGGGGCCCUGGUCUUCGCCUCGGGCGGCUCCCCUUCCGUGUUAUUUACUGCCGCGUUACAUGGUUUUUGAAUCACACUGCAGCUGCUUUCCGUUUUUAUAUAUAUAAAUAUAUAUAAAUAUAUACUUUUUAAAAAUAAUUUAUAAAUCUUACCAAAACUUAUGCUAAAUAUACUUUCCGGGACGAAUGCUUGCGAGGGUCCUGUCGGCAGGUAGGAAUGGAGUCGAGUUCGGGGACGUGCACAUCCGCACGGACCCAUCCGGCCUUGCGGCCUAGCGGUGCCGUCCUGCGUGGACGUCGACCACAGCACAUCUACACUUGCAGAUUCUUACUCCUAUGCCUUUUUUUCUGUGUACUCUUAAGAACUGAAUGUGAAGUUUCUAGCUAGCUCGGGUGUACCUUUUAAGAAUUUUGUAAACUGUCCCGUCUGUCUUUUGUUACUGUUCUAUGGUGCCAAGUAUUCUACAUAAAACAAUAAUAUCAUGGGAGAAACAAAAAUAGCCUAGUCUGCUUCAGAUAGAAACUGCUUUUAACAUGGGCUGUAUAUAAAACUACUAAGAGAAACAAAACCGUAAGUUUCCUCGGCUGCUCCGUUGCACCCAGCCUACGUGGUAACCUUGCUGCGACCAUCUCCCCUAGCACGAAGUACAGCAUUAAAAGGUCAUUGCAGAGCCUGUGGAUGAAACACAACCUAUGUUUUAUUGAUCCGCUUUAGAACACUACACAAUUCCUGGACUGGGUACAGGCCUUAGAUGCUCGUUUUUAGGUAAAUCACUACCAUUGCAAGUGAUUGGGUGUCCGCUUGCUGAUCUGUUCUUGACAGUGUGGUCGGGGUCAGUGCUUUGGCCGCUGUGCUCUGUCCACGUGCCACACGGCAGGCCCGCCCCACGAGCUUCUGUGUAACGGGGUUUCAGCUGUUGGUCACUGUGGAGGCCUCUAAAAAUGACCGCUCCGGUUCCUAAGCAAUAAAAUUGAUCAUGGUGAAAACA